This is a messenger RNA of Alternaria burnsii, 1056 nucleotides long. RefSeq lists its product as uncharacterized. The transcript is spliced from 2 exons. The record is from RefSeq and is a predicted model, not a curated record. Lineage: Eukaryota; Fungi; Ascomycota; Dothideomycetes; Pleosporales; Pleosporaceae. The coding region runs from base 1 to 1056 and encodes 351 amino acids.
AUGAAUCAAAACUUCCAGGGCGCGCCUGAUCGGGAAGAUAUCAGGCUGUUGGAUCAGCUUCGUAGUCAAUUGAUGCCGAUGAUCAAGACUAUGGAUCGAUUGCAGGCGGAGAUGCAGUUUAAGAUGAGCCGCGGAGAAGCCGUAGAUUGGCCACAAAUUCACCGAACGACACAGCUGGUAACAUCUUACCUAAAUUCGAUACAUCUUCUUAUAAACGGCGGCUACCGUCAUCAAUCCAAACUCAUCACCCAGAAACACCACGUCCCUUCAAAGGACGCCGCUGGUAACCCUGUGGUAGACAGCGCCGGCAAUGCGGUCCUCGUUGAGCGCGACGUCCGCCGGAGAAUGACCAGCAUACAGGCCUUACACCCCAACACAGCAAAGUUCGAGGCUCUUCAUCCGUUUCCUAACCCUUCAUUUCCAAUGAACGCUGGUGGCGGCAUGGCGGCGGGUAUGGCAGGUACCUUGCUACGAAAGAGGCUAGAGCCCAUGGAAGAGGGCUGGGUAGAAGAACGUAUCCGCAAAGCAUCAGAAUGGUGUUUCGUGCCUGAAGAAUGGGGCAUUGGUCCUCGGAAGCCUGACGCAACAGGUGCGACAAAGCAAGACGCAACCGAAGACGAAGACGACGAAGAUCAAGUCCCAGAGUCGGAACGUCUCGACUCGGAAGCUAUACCGACUACCCGGGUCAAGAACCCACUAUCUGCAGACGAGAUUGUCGAUUUAUGGAAACAUGCGCAUCAGGAAGUCUUUGACCAAAAGUAUCUGAGGCAGAAAUACCCAACUAGUUACCCUGAUCCAGGUGCUCAGGACGCGGGUGAAGGCGAGGAAGAGGAGGAAGAAGGCGACGAGGAGGAAGAAGAAGAAGAGGAAGAGGAGUUUGAGGAUGUCAUGGAUACUUCUGGUGGGGCGGAAACAGCAGGACAGGAUGGGGUAAAAGCAAAGAUGGUGAAGAAAAAGGUUACAGUAGGGAAGCUGCCGGUACAUGAGCCGGUGGAUGGUGUACCGGUGCUUUCGCUUGGGUUUGCGCACAAGUUCUCGGAAAUCGGUGAGGUGUAG